AUGGUGCAGAUGGAGAAGAUCUUCUUGGCGUCCGUGUUGGCGUACACGUUGCCAAAGUCGACGCUGGUCAGGCUGCUGAGGCUGGAGCUGCCGGGACCUCUGCUGGCAGCACACUUGGACACGCCCCUGCUCACGCUGGGCACAGCACGCCCAUGCAGCGACAAGGCUGCAAGCAAUUUCGCAUCAGCACACCUGGGCCUGAUGAGAGGGAGCAACAUAAAAGCCAGCGGACCCAAAGGACCUUCUCUGGCACCACUCCCUCGUUCCUUGCUCGCCUUCUUUGUGCUCUUCCUCGUUCCCGUGUUUGAUGUCCCUUGUGUCUUCCACAGUGUCUUCCCUGUUGCCUGUGAUCGUGUCCUGCCUCACGACCUCCACCUGGAUCUCUGCUUGCCUCCCUCGACCCUUGACCUCUGCUUGGACUCGGACAUCAUUGCCUCUCUCCAGCCCCCAACUGCUUGCCUCCCUGCUGACUGCCUCUUCGCCUUGCCCCUUGGAUUUGACGAACGAUUCAUACAACACGCACCGACAACACCCCCUGCUCAAGGAAUCAGCUCUGAACCAGUGGAGGACACAGACACCACCACCUUUGUGACCCAAUUUUCUUUGGAGGCCAAUUACCCCGUGCAAGUUACUGAUCCUCAUGAUGCUGUGACUCUUCACCUGAGCUCCAUGCCUCCUGGAUACCUGAGCACAUCCAACAUAAUUAGUCAGCCAGUCAAAAAUGUUGAAGAAUGUUCCUGUCCAGCAUUGACUUCAUCAGACGAUGCCAAAGAAGGACAAUUCCAGCUGAACAACGCCUGUGAGAAGUGCUGCCAGCCUGCGCCUCCUCCGAAGAUCAGCGACCUCAUGAAUGACAAAGAUCUUCUGGACAUACUGAGGCUGAAACUGGAUCCGUAUCACUGCACCGUGAAAAACUGGAAGAACUUUGCGAGUCGUUGGGGGAUGAGCUACGAUGAACUUGCCCUGCUGGAGCACCGGACACAAGGUUCUCUGUCCCACAGCCCCACCCAGGAGUUCCUCCUACGGUACAACCAGAAACCAGUGGCAGAGCUCACAGAACUGUGCCGCAUUUAUAAGCGCAUCGACGUGCUGCGAUUGUUGCAGAGCUGGAUGGAGAGCGUUUGGCCGUCACGCUGGCAACACGCCAACUAACACACAUCCAACAACUCAAACAUCUUCUGUGGAAGAUACAAGACUCAGCUUCAUUGGUCUCCCUUAUCUCUCGUCAGCGGUAUGAUCCACACUAAAAACUAACAAAAAGAUACUUGAGUUUGGUUUGAUUACUUGAAGUUUUGUCAGUGAAACUGAAGUGAAUUAAUUAACUUAUAUCAUAUUUUGCUAAUGGUGAAGAUUUAUAUCCAGCCUGGAGAAGGCAAACCACUAAGUUUAAGUAAACAGUGGUAUUUCAGUUUGAGCACAUAAUAAGAUAAGGCCCCUUAGUUUGAUAUUCGCAGGUGGAUUGGAUCACUUCUCGUAGGAAAAGAGGCUUUAAAGGGGAACAUUAUCACCAGACCUAUGUAAGCGUCAAUAUAUACCUUGAUGUUGCAGAAAAAAGACCAUAUAUUUUUUUAACCGAUUUCUGAACUCUAAAUGGGUGAAUUUUGGCGAAUUAAACGCCUUUCUAAUAUUCGCUCUCGGAGCGAUGACGUCACAACGUGACGUCACAUCAGGAAGCAAUCCGCCAUUUUCUCAAACACAUUACAAACACCGAGUCAAAUCAGCUCUGUUAUUUUCCGUUUUUUCGACUGUUUUCCGUACCUUGGAGACAUCAUACCUCGUUGGUGUGUUGUCGGAGGGUGUAACAACACGAACAGGGACGGAUUCAAGUUGCACCAGUGGCCCAAAGAUGCGAAAGUGGCAAGAAAUUGGACGUUUGUUCCGCACACUUUACCGACGAAAGCUAUGCUACGACAGAGAUGGCAAGAAUGUGUGGAUAUCCUGCGACACUCAAAGCAGAUGCAUUUCCAACGAUAAAGUCAAAGAAAUCUGCCGCCAGACCCCCAUUGAAUCUGCCAGAGUGUGUGAGCAAUUCAGGGACAAAGGACCUCGGUAGCACAGCAAGCAAUGGCGGCAGUUUGUUCCCGCAGACGAGCGAGCUAAACCCCCCUGGAUGUCUUGGCUCACACCGUCCCGAGAUGAUCAAGAGAAGAAUAUCGACCCUAGCUUCCCUGGCCUGCUGACAUGAGGGUAUGUCUACAGAAUAUAUUAAUUGAUGAAAAUUGGGCUGUCUGCACUCUCAAAGUGCAUGUUGUUGCCAAAUGUAUUUCAUAUGCUGUAAACCUAGUUCAUAGUUGUUAGUUUCCUUUAAUGCCAAACAAACACAUACCAAUCGUUGGUUAGAAGGCGAUCGCCAAAUUCAUCCUCGCUUUCUCCCGUGUCGCUGGCUGUCGUGUCGUUUUCGUCGGUUUCGCUUGCAUAUGGUUCAAACCGAUAUGGUUUCUUCUUCAAUUUCGUUUUCGCUACCUGCCUCCACACUACAACCAUCCGUUUCAAUACAUUCGUAAUCUGUUGAAUCGCUUAAGCCGCUGAAAUCCGAGUCUGAAUCCGAGCUAAUGUCGCUAUAGCUUGCUGUUUUUCCGCCAUGUUUGUUUGUGUUGGCUUCACUAUGUGACGUCACAGGAAAAUGGCCGGGUGUAUAUAACGAUGGUUAAAAUCAGGCACUUUGAAGCUUUUUUUAGGGAUAUUGCGUGAUGGGUAAAAUUUUGAAAAAAACUUCGAAAAAUAUAAUAAGCCACUGGGAACUGAUUUUUAAUGGUUUUAACCAUUCUGAAAUUGUGAUAAUGUUCCCCUUUAAUAGGGACUUCGUAAUGCAAAAGUGAUAACCAUAUCCUUGAGAAUAGACUACCUGUGUAGCUCAACGCCAACAUUUAAGUUGAUUGAUUAAUUGAUUAAAACUUUUAUUAGUAGAUUGCACAGUACAGUACAUAUUCCGUACAAUUGACCACUAAAUGGUAACACCCGAAUAAGUUUUCCAACUUGUUUAAGUCGGGGUCCACGUUAAUCAAUUCAUGGUAAAAUGACUUAAAGCAGUUGUUUUCCAGACACUUACACACAAACAUCUCCUUUUAUGGUCAGAAUGUGCUCUCCUGACUUAGCACACACACCCAGAGGCAGGAAGGAGGAAUAUAAAAAGAGAUGGUUUGGCUUCAGAGUUCCUCCAGGUACUGCAGACCUGAAUAA
Molecule: messenger RNA, 3180 nt
Organism: Nerophis lumbriciformis (worm pipefish)
Lineage: Eukaryota; Metazoa; Chordata; Actinopteri; Syngnathiformes; Syngnathidae
Source: RefSeq, a predicted model, not a curated record